GCGGGGCGUCGUCGGUGUGCGAUCGGUGUCUGCGUUUAGCGAAGGAGUGUUAUUAUCGCGAGGCUCGGGCGAAGAAUUAUGUCAACGGACGGACGACACGCAUUGAUGUCCUGGAGGCCAAGGUAAGCCAGUUGCUCACCAGCUCGGGCGCAGCCUCCACACUCGGUGCCGGAUCAAGCCCACAUGGAGACAUCAUCGACAAAGCCGUCCUCAGCAUGGAACAGGCAAACCGCCUCCUCCAUCAAUAUCGAACGAAAAUGGUACCCUACUUCCCAUUCUUCGUCAUCCCGUCACGAGCCACGGCGGAGGAAAUCCGUCGCGACAGACCGUUCGUCUUCCUCGCCAUCUUAGCCACGGCCUCCUACGAGUCGAUGCCGUUGCAACGACGGCUCGAAUGCGAAAUGAAAGAGAUGCUGAGCCAGUGCAUGAUUUUCGGGCGGAAGAUUACUUUCGAUACUCUACAGGGGCUUUUGAUUUAUCUUGCUUGGAGUCAAUACCAUGCCCGUCCACGACGGUACUUCCAACUCCUCCAUCUGGCCGUGAGUGUGAUUGUUGAUUUCGAGCUGGACAAGCCCCUUGCCUCACGUUCACAGAUCUCCAGGCUCGAGGUCGGCUCGAAGAGCUCCAGGGACAUCGGGUCGCGCUGGUCCUGGGGUGAGGAGGAGCAGAGGGCCGUCGUGGCUUGUUAUUAUCUGUCGUCCAGCCUGUCGGUGCUCCUCCAGAAAACCUGCGCAUUCGUCCACACAGACUACAUCAUCGAUUGCUGCCGCGCUCUCUCCAGAGACGCAGAGUACGCAUCCGAUCGAUACCUGGAGCAUAUCAUCCGUCUGCAGGCGAUUUUCGAAAAGGUUGACGCGUUGUCCUUCCGGCAUGCGUCUGAAUUGCAUCGGGAGGGUGCAGGGCUGGAGGAGAGAAUCGUACAGCUGCAGGCUGAGUUGGAGGCGUAUCGGGAUGCCCUGCCUUGUGCCUUGGAAGAUGACUUACUCCUCUUCUUCAAAUACCACACGGCAAACCUGUACCUCUGCCAAAUCCUCUUCUUCGACCACAGCGCCCCCACAACAACAACAACAUGGACCCCCUCACGCCUGGAAAUCCUCAACAACGGCCUCCUCACGUCCCGCACAUCCCUCCACUUCUUCCUCUCCCUCCCUCCCCGCACGGAAAUGUCCGUGACAAAUUCCCUCUGGGUCCAGGUCGGAUUCACACUGGUCACCGCGACGAGGUUGGCCGUUACUGCUGCCUCAGCGGUCUCUGCAUUAUCAUCUGAGCAGCCGUGUAGCCAUGCCAACACUAGCAGCAAUAAUGCUACUGCUACUAUUGCUAGGACUACAACCCUCUCCCUCCUAGAAAGCCUCGAUAUGCACUCCAUCCUCUGCGACACCACCGUUCGUCUCAGGGGACUCGUGUCCUCCGUCGCUGACGAAAAGGGUGAUCGCGAUUUAUGGUUCCAUACAGACAAAUGGUUACAGAGGGUUCGGGAGUGGUUUGAGCGUUCGUAUUCGGGGUUGUCGAAUGGGACUGUUGCUCAUACAGACGAGAUGGAUCCUUCACGGCAUGCUGGUGGUCCUGGUGGUCCUGGUCCUUCACAUGGGAGUCAUACACAUGGGAUAUCUGCUUUCUCGCCCGUUGGUGUCCAGCAGUAUGCGCCCUUUCCUGGUGGUUACUAUGAUGAUGCGAAUGCUAUGCUUUUCUCCGGGUGGUUUGGGUUUGGACCUGCGAUGGAUGAUGCGAAUUUGAUGUGGCUUGGCAAUAUGAAUGCAUAAUACCUGCAAUCUCCGAGCUCAAUCCUCAAUGCCCUUGUAUUAUAUUAAUGUACCUCCGUGCCUCGUUCCCUCGUCCAUGAGACAGUAUCGACCUAAGAAUAACCGCAAGCAGUCACGUGUAAAAUCGAUAUACAAGAAAUGAAGGAAUCGCAGCGAGAACAGUAGAUCAAUUCAUCUGCCCUGCUCUGCGAUGACUGAACAAGUACAUCAAGACAAAACCGAAACGCCACAUAUAAACACUUCCCCUGCCAAGAUUCUCUGGGCGAAUAUUUUACUCCCCACCUUACCCUGUCACCGACUCUCUGAUCGUAAAAGCAAGCACUUGAUCAAAAGCCCGCCCGAACGCAUAUGUGAGGGAAGAGGUUCUCAAACACGACGUAUUUUUGGAACAACAAUGGCAUCGGCAAAUAUGAUGAAAAAGAAAAUACGGAGGAAAAACAAAAAUAAGGAAAUAAAGAUCGACUGACGAUAGUGAUGACAACAAACAUAUGAAAUCAAGGAAUGAGACCCGUUCAAAACAUGGUAAAUGACCCAAAUCCUAUCCAUUCCAUCCCACCCAUCAAUGUAGCCUCGUACUUUGCCAGCCAAGCCCCCAUAACACCCAUGUAAUCAUGUAGAACCCAAAUAAAGAUCAAUUAAAUACUGGAAUCACACCAUCGAGAAUCGCAAGAUCAGUGGUCCCACUGCUGGCCUGUUACCGCGCCGCACUGGCCUAUGCUGAAUUCUUCCGAGAGCUCCUCUUCUUCUUUCUUUGCUUGCGCUUCUUGGAUGACUUUUCCUGACGCGGAAUAAAGUCUUCCAGCUUGAUACCAGCGUUGCGACAAAGGAAUCUGCAUUCGUUCUCGACUACCUCGACAUGCCUCGGUGUGAAACCGUAGAAGGCUGGGUUGUAUGCGUUGCGGGCCCAAUACAGGAGCUCGGAAGCAACACGUCCUAGGUUCGGGGUGAAGUGUGAGGGAAGGCAAGGUUGACGGCGCGGGGGUAAAGGCAGGUCCUCCUCGUCACCGGAGGAAAUGGUAGAGGCGGAUGACGUAACAGAUGGGGGAGCGGAAGAGGCUGGUGAGUCGAAACAUCUGCAGUCGGCAUCGGAAAAGAUUAUAUGGAGUAGGUGGAAGACAGCGGAAAAGCCGAUUAAGGUCAAUUCGACAGGGUCUAUAGGCAGCUGGCUAAACCAAGUAAUCGCUCUUUCGAUGGUGAACGACGGAGGCAGCGUAUCGUCCCCGGUGACGCGGGCCUUGAAAAUGGCAGCGAUCAUGGCGCAACGGACAGCAAUCGAGAUCUCCUCCCUUACGGACACCGGAAGAGACGAGUCAACAAAGUUGAAGGCCUGACAGCACGUCGCCUUGCCCUUGUCACUAGGCAGAGCAUCGAGCACUUGCCCGAUAUUAUCAAUCCGGCCGUUGUCGAAAAAGACGGCUUUCAUGACCAGCGCCCGCGUAUGGGCAGCGGAGGGUUUGGGAGCAACGUCAAGGGCAUGCUUUAUUUUGGCUUUGAAAAUGUCACGGCUCUUCCUCGCUGCGGGGCCACCGGAGCUAGCCUCGAAGUAUUUGAGGAUCGCGCGCUGCAGCAAGUGGCUAGACCAGAAGGAGGCGAGAGCAUCCAGCGAAGAUUGGA
Molecule: messenger RNA, 3377 nt
Organism: Monascus purpureus
Lineage: Eukaryota; Fungi; Ascomycota; Eurotiomycetes; Eurotiales; Aspergillaceae
Source: the annotation of a GenBank genome assembly